Cydia strobilella is the source of this 3881-nucleotide messenger RNA. RefSeq names its product TNF receptor-associated factor 4 (gene Traf4). Gene Ontology annotation, molecular function: protein binding; zinc ion binding. The coding region runs from base 459 to 1859 and encodes 466 amino acids. The transcript is spliced from 7 exons. Gene Ontology annotation, biological process: regulation of apoptotic process; protein K63-linked ubiquitination; tumor necrosis factor-mediated signaling pathway. The record is from RefSeq and is a predicted model, not a curated record. Lineage: Eukaryota; Metazoa; Arthropoda; Insecta; Lepidoptera; Tortricidae.
AAUGUCCCUUACGUCAUUUUACAGUCGUGGGGGAUCUAUGUGGCCAGUUAUAUUGGUUAUUGUUUCGUUCCGCCAGCAGCUGCCGGACAGAGGUUUACUUCACCACAUGUCGGGCAUAAAACUUAAUAAAUAACUACACACACAUAUGUUCUACAUGUUCAUACUGACAUUUGCUGUAGCAAGUAAAUAUAGACAUAUUUGCUAAACGCGAACGCAUAUCAAUAAACAAAAGACUGCACGGCUUGCACCGACGCACACACGCGCACUUACACCCGACACAAUGACGUAAGUGCUACUAUGAUGCAGUGGACAUACGGCCUGUGGGACGCGGUGCGCCCCUCUCCAGUCGGGUCGCAACUUGCAGGCUGUUGUUGUAUCCGGCAACGGCAUUCGGCCGCCGACCCCCGCGCCGGGCUAACGUGACGCGUUGUGUAGUGCAGUGUUCAUGGACAGCCAACAUGGUGCGUUCUCUGUCUCAGUGGACAAAGACCCUCAGCUUCCCAGCGAGGUUGUCUCCCAACCGCGCCUCCAAGGAGAGUGUGGUCAACGUGCAACCGAGCUCCCCUGGAGUGUCCCCGACUCCGAGCGCCUCCUCGCUCCCCCAAGGAUCGGAUAAGACAGUUUCCCCUAUCCCCAUCACGGAGAUCAGCCAAAUCAUAUACCCGGAUCCAGAGUCGGAGAAGGCGAUUAUGGGAUCCGUGGUGUACUGCAUCCACCAUAAGGAAGGAUGCCAGUGGUCAGACGAGCUUCGCAAACUCAAGGCGCACCUGAACACCUGCAAGCAUGACGCGGUGCUCUGCGCGGCGCAGUGCGGUGCAAUGAUUCCGCGGGUACUGAUGCAAGAUCAUCUCCGGUACACCUGUGCUCGCAGACGAGCUAACUGCGAUCAUUGCGGGAAGGAGUUUUCAGGAAGCGCUCUUGAGGAACACCACGGCAACUGCGGCCACGAGCCGGUGUACUGCGAGAACAAGUGCGGCGCCAAAGUGCAACGCCGACACACGCAGCAGCACAUCCAGCAGCACUGCAGCAAGCGGCUCGUGCCUUGCAGACAUUGCGGGCAGCGGUACACACAGGACACAGUGUCGGCGCACGGCGCGACGUGCGCUCGGGCGCCGGUGCCGUGCCCGCAGUGCUCGGCCGCGGCGCCGCGACACGAGCUGGAGACGCACCUGAGGGAGCACUGCGCGGUGGCGGGGGCCGGGGCGGGGGCGUGCGCGUUCAAGGACGCCGGCUGCCGGUUCUCGGGCACGCGGCCGGCGCUGGAGCGGCACGCGGAGGCGGCGUGCGCGCAGCACCUGGCGCUGGUGUCGGGGCUGGCGGCGCGGCAGGCGCGCGCGCUGGAGUCGCUGCGCGCGGCGGUGGCGCGGCUCGCCGUCAACUGCUCGGGCGCGCUCGUGUGGCGCGUGGCGGACUGGGCCGCCAAGAUGGCGGAGGCCAAGUGCAAGGACGGCGUGGAGCUGGUGUCGCCCGCGUUCUAUACUACUCAAUAUGGAUAUAAGUUGCAGGCGUCUCUCUUCCUGAACGGCAACGGUGCCGGCGAGGCCACGCACAUGUCGGUCUACAUCAAGAUCCUACCCGGAGAGUACGACGCUCUGCUCCGCUGGCCCUUCGCUCACACCGUCUCUUUCACUCUCUUCGACCAAAGCGCCUCGCCAGACAGAGCAUGCAAUAUCGUGGAAUCCUUCGUACCAGACCCUACGUGGAAGAACUUCCAAAGACCGUCGAAGGAGCCGGACGCGCUUGGGUUUGGGUUCCCGAGGUUCGUGUCGCACGAGAUGCUGAAGAAGAGGAGUUUUGUGAAGGAUGACGUCAUGUUUCUGAGGGUUAAGGUGGAUCCGAGCAAAAUUGUCGCCGUUUAGGUUAAGAAAUAAAAUAAUAUAAUUGAUCAAAAUUUUUGACUGUAAAAGCCACCAGUAAUUUGAUAAUUUUGGAAACAAUAACUUUAUUUAGAAUCAACGGUUUUGCUAUUUUGAACUUAUUAGUAAUUUCGUUUUCAGUUAAUACCCGUACGUUCUUGGUACUUUUAGUAGGAAAUCUGACAUUAACAUUAUUGAAAAUUAAAGACAUGCAGGCGAAUACCGCACAAAAUUUAAUUAGUCAUCGUUAUUUAGUAUUAAAAUAUUUAAAAGUCAUAGUUUUAAUGUAAAUAUUAAUUAAGUUUAUAUUAUAAUUAGGUUAUUUAUGUGAAUAUUUGUAAAUAUCGUAGGGUAGAAGCACAUUUGAUGCAUUGUUAUCCUUUCACUAAAGAUCUCUUGAAUUUUAUUGCCGGCAGACGGACGUAACGAACUGAGCUGUUUCAAAGAAAAUUGAACCUUCUUUAUAUAGGCCAAAUAGUGCAUAUCGCUUUGAGAAAUUAACGCAAUUAGGAUGUUAUAAGUGCCAUAAGAAAGGACACACGUUUUUAUAGGACACUGCAAAAAUAGUGUGUUGUCAAAUAAGCUACGUUUAGGCGUUUUUGUCAGCCUUGAGACUAAUAUUAAAGGCUUUUUGAAAAACGCCGACGACCUCUGACCCACAGAUUAAAAAUGAUUGUCUUUGAAACGUGCCAAGUUCCGUUACCUCGGCAGAUCUUUGUACAUAGAACUCUGUUUUAACAAAAAAUAAUUUAUCCAUUAAAGUUGAGAAAUUUAUUGUAAAUACAAAACUAUCGAAGAACAAAAAUUGUAAAUACAUAUUUUUUUUCUUCCACUUUUUUAAAAAGUCUCAUUAUCUGUGUGUUAUAAGGCUGGAGAUAGACCAAAGUGAUGACUUUGCCAGGGGAGAAAAAAAUGGCGCCAAAGAUUUGUUUGUCGAUUAGAAAAUAGCUUAAACUAUAGUUAUUUAGGCGUUUUCUUUUCAAAAAUAUAUUACCAGAAUCAAAAGGCAAACACAAAUUGAAGGCGCUCCAUACAUUUCUUACAGCAAAGUCCAUCAAACAUGUAACAGCAAAACGCUGUAGUUAUAUGUGUGUAGGUAUAUUUAGGCAUUUAUCAUUGAUUCCUUUAUCAAAAUCAUUUAAACAAAGAAAUGUUAAUUUGAAAAAUGCUUGAGCGUUCAUGAUUAUUUCUGUAAAUAAUUUUCUAAUAAUUGAUAUUUCUCUAUAAUUGGUGUUUCGUUUUUUAAAUUGUUAAAAUUGUCAGAUCUCUAGUAAGCUCGCUUUAAACUAAUCUCAACGGUAAUUAUACAUUCCAAUUAAAACAUAUAAUAAGUUCUGUAACAGUUGUCCUUUUUUAGCUAACCCAUUUUUGAUUGGAAAUUUAUUUAAAUCUUACCAUUAUUGAUCAGAUGAAGCAGUGUAUGUAACUGUACAUAAUUAGACAUUAAAACUCGUGUGAUCAAUGUGAUCAUAUUAUGAAACUCACUUCGUUCGUUUCAUAAACCCAUACUCGUAUUUUAAUGCCUUUCAUUGUGUGACCAGUACAUAAACUAACAAAAAACCCACCAUUAGUUAAAGUUUUAGCAACUGAAUAGUUUUUUAAGCUAAAAACAUUAAAAUUGGUACCUAAUCCUACAUCAUGAACAAAUUCAAUUGGCUAUUACCAGGAAGGCCGUUUUUUCACUUUUCAAAAGAAAUAUCUAAAUAUCUAAAAUUAUUCUAUGGCUAUUCCAAAAUACUUCUGAUAACAUAGGUACAAAAUACCAUAACAGAUUUUUAUGUAUUAUGGUCAAUUUGGUCAUAUUUUAUUUUGGUCAAUUUGGUCUGUUUUUGAACUAAGUUUUUUGCAUAUUUUUUAUUUCAUUCCUCAUUUCGCAAUAUACUAGUAUAAUGUGUAUUAGCUAAGGAACAUAAGACUAACAAAGUAGUUAAGUUAGAGUAGCUAAAGUUAAGUUCUACGCUUAGCAUUAAGGACUGUACAUGACUUUGGAUUAAGAUAAAAAUAUAUUAUUUUUUUCUUAAAAUA